AUGAUAGCUCGGAGUUCCCAGGUUGUAUCGGAUCGGGCUUGGUGCCGGAAGUGGUGGGGAUGUAGAUGGACUUCGCUCCCGUCGAGAGGUGUGGGAUGCCGUUGCGGUCUCCGUACUCUUCGAUUCUUCUUGCACAAUCUGUUUGAAGGCAACAGAAUAGCUCGGAACUUCGAUGCAGCUGAGGAUGUGUUUGAUCUCGGUGUGUUGUUUUUGGACUUCGUUCCGGUUCUUGACCUGGAACAACUGGUUCGGGGCAGCUCGAUUUCCAAACUCGUAUGGGGUGGUGUCCAUCACGAUGGUGAUGUGGUGGGUGCGCUCGAUUUCAACGAUCGCCACGGCGAUUUGGACCAUCGGUGCCAUCGGCCAGAGUGGGACUGCCUUCUCCUUCUUUUCUUCUGGAAUGUCUCCUUGUGGGAUGCCGCUGUCUCCCUGAUUCUCUUUCUCUUCCUGUUCAGCGAUGAUCUUCUCAACAGCGACUUGCAUCGCUGCGAAAUCUUCUUUCACCUUCUCGGCGGUUGCUUGGAGGGUGCUGUAGAGAUCACCGCACUCCUUGACGAGCUGCUCGAAAGUGAUGGCUUGGGGCGUUGA
Messenger RNA from Caenorhabditis remanei, 588 nucleotides. RefSeq lists its product as uncharacterized. NCBI's taxonomy places the organism in Eukaryota, Metazoa, Nematoda, Chromadorea, Rhabditida, Rhabditidae. The transcript is spliced from 2 exons. The record is from RefSeq and is a predicted model, not a curated record. Bases 1 to 588 code for a protein of 195 amino acids.